GAUUGGACGACUUUGGGCUGAUAAGAGAAAAUUUUAACCCUGGUUAAGAUAAUUAAUAAGCUGAUUGGCCGCUAACAGUUAUGUCACGCAACAGAUAAUGUAAACUAUCUGCAUGUCGCAUAGAUUAAACCUAUUAAAAUUGGUAUUACGGUGUCCCAAGGAGGCCGAGCCACAGGGCCGUUUUCCAUGAAGGCGAGGCAUGUGUGUGAGGGGUGGAGAAACAUGAAGAUUCUGGAGCCGUUUGCCCAAAACUUUGGGAAAGUUGACACGAAGUGAAGAGUUUGUUUUGACCGCUGCAGUAACAGACGGGGAGUGUCCAGCGACUGGAUUUUAAAACUCAGUGUCUCAGUUGGUGAAGGAGGAGCAGAGUUAUCCGUGACUGUUGCUGUAAUAAUUCUAGCAGCCUAAACUGUAAUUUACAUGGUUUUCUUUCGAGUCGACCACACCAUGGUGCAUAAAUAUGGCAGACACAGAGAGAGCAGUGAAGCUGCUCAGACGGUACCAGGACAAUCUGACCAGCCCAGAGGAGCAGGCCUUGAAGAACAGCGUGGGCAAAGUGUCUGCCAUCUUGGGCAGCCAGCUGUUCCAAGCCCUUCUUGAUAUUCAAGAAUGUUAUGAGGUGACCUUGCAACUGAAUAAGGAACAAACAGUCGUGAAAGACGACAGCAGGCGGGAUGCGUGGGAGGACCAGGAGGAGGAAGAAGAGGGUGUGUCUCGGGUGCGAGUAACCACCAGAAGAAGCCCUCACAAAGUGGAGCGAGUUUCCGGCUUGGUGACUCGCUCCCACAUUGACAUGCCAAAGGCCAACCCUCCCCCCAUCAUUGUGAACGCAGACUCACUAGAUGCAGGCCCUUAUGUAAAUGGCAGUGACGGGAUGUAUAAAUAUGAAGAGAUCAUUUUGGAGAGGGGGAACUCUGGCCUGGGCUUCAGCAUUGCUGGAGGAAUAGACAAUCCCCACAUUCCUGAUGAUCCAGGGAUUUUCAUCACCAAGAUUAUCCCUGGCGGAGCAGCUGCUAUGGAUGGAAGGCUGGGGGUGAAUGACUGCGUGCUGCGCGUAAACGAUGUGGAUGUAUCUGAGGUGGUUCACAGCCGGGCGGUGGAGGCCCUGAAGGAGGCGGGGCCAGUGGUGCGGCUGCUGGUCCGACGGAGGCAGGCCCCACCUGAGACGAUUCUGGAGGUCAACCUGCUGAAGGGGCCCAAAGGGCUUGGAUUCAGUAUCGCUGGUGGGAUCGGCAACCAACACAUCCCAGGAGACAACAGCAUCUACAUUACCAAGAUCAUAGAAGGAGGAGCUGCCCAAAAAGAUGGACGGCUGCAGACCGGAGACCGCCUGCUAGCUGUGAACAACAUCGUGCUACAGGAUGUGCGUCAUGAGGAGGCAGUAGCGGCACUGAAGAACACCUCUGAUAUGGUUUAUCUCAAGGUGGCAAAGCCAGGACCAGUGCAUCUCAAUGACAUGUACGCCCCUCCAGACUACUCCAGCAGCCUGGCCCUCCCUCCAGCCUUCCCCACCAUGGUGGACAACCACGUCAGCCACAACUACAUGGGGGCAAUGGAGCCCAAGCCAGUGUACCCACCACCCCAGGUCACCCCGUCCAGGUACUCGCCAGUUCCCCGCCACAUGCUGGGGGAGGAAGACUUCACAAGCAGGGCUGAACCUAUUUACAGUGUCAUCCACAAACCUGGGGACAGCAAGGUGCCCCAGGCCCUCUACAGAGGCUUCUGUCCUUCCCCUGCUCCCUUGUGCCAAGGUCCACUCCCCUUCUCUGGCAGGGAGCCAAGAAAGGUGUUGCUGCACAAGGGCUCCACAGGCCUGGGCUUCAACAUCGUUGGCGGGGAGGAUGGAGAAGGCAUCUUCGUCUCCUUCAUUUUGGCAGGCGGGCCGGCCGACCUGAGCGGCGAGCUGAGGAGGGGCGACCGGAUUCUCUCGGUGAAUGGCGUGAAUUUAAGGAAUGCCACACAUGAGCAGGCCGCUGCUGCGCUGAAGAGAGCUGGACAGACUGUCACCAUCAUUGCUCAGUACAGGCCUGAAGAGUACAGUCGCUUUGAGUCCAAGAUCCACGACCUGAGGGAGCAGAUGAUGAACAGCAGCAUGAGCUCAGGAUCAGGCUCCCUGCGCACCAGUGAGAAACGCUCCCUCUACGUAAGAGCUUUGUUUGACUAUGAUCGAACGAGGGACAGCUGCCUGCCCAGCCAAGGUCUGAGCUUCUCUUACGGGGAUAUCCUCCACGUCAUAAAUGCUUCUGACGACGAGUGGUGGCAGGCGAGGCUGGUCACGCCACACGGAGAGAGUGAGCAAAUUGGGGUCAUUCCGAGCAAGAAAAGAGUGGAGAAGAAGGAGCGAGCCAGGUUAAAAACAGUCAAGUUCCAUGCCAGGACAGGCAUGAUUGAGUCUAACAGGCCAGUCAAAGUAAAGCGCAAAAAAAGCUUCAACCUCUCACGCAAGUUCCCGUUUUACAAGAGCAAGGAGAAUAUUGUGCAGGAGUUGGUGGAGUCUGAACAAUGUCUGACAUCCAACACAAGCGACAGUGAAAGCAGUUCGAAGGGACAGGAGGACACAAUUCUUUCCUAUGAGCCAGUGAUUCGACAGGAAAUUCACUACACAAGGCCUGUGAUCAUAUUGGGUCCAAUGAAGGACAGAGUAAAUGAUGACCUCAUCUCUGAGUUUCCCCACAAGUUUGGCUCCUGUGUACCCCAUACGACUCGUCCAAGGCGAGAGAACGAGAUGGACGGACAGGACUACCACUUUGUGGGCUCGCGAGAGCAAAUGGAGAAAGACAUUCAGGAUAACAAAUUCAUCGAGGCUGGCCAGUUCAACGAGAACCUCUAUGGGACGAGCAUCUUGUCUGUCAGAACUGUGGCUGAGAGGGGGAAACACUGCAUUCUGGAUGUGUCUGGGAAUGCCAUAAAACGACUGCAGCAAGCACAACUUUAUCCAAUUUCCAUCUUUAUUAAACCAAAAUCCAUCGAAGCCCUAAUGGAAAUGAAUAAGCGGCAGACAUAUGAGCAAGCCAAUAAAGUGUUUGACAAGGCAGUGAAGCUGGAGCAAGACUUUGGAGAGUAUUUCACAGCUAUUGUACAGGGUGACUCACUAGAGGAGAUCUACAACAAAAUCAAACUAAUCAUCGAGGAGCAGUCUGGUCCCUACAUCUGGAUCCCCUCCUCAGAGAAGCUCUGAGCUCCCUGCCGUCCCCUCUGCAUCGGUGCAGAGCUCCCCUCCUGCCUCCCAGAGACCCCACCCAAGCCUAAACAGCCCGUCCCCUCCUCACCUCCUUUUUGCAGAUAUGUUUCAUAUCAAGUUUUAGUGUCAUCAUUAUGUUACUCUCUAAGUGAAAAAGAAGUCUUAUCACCAUUACUGUGACUGUGCACACCCCUGCAUGAGUUUCUCAACAAAUCCAUUCAAAACUGGAAUUGCCAUUCCAAAGGAAUUUGUCAAAUGAAAACAAAAGGGAAAAGGAAUAAAUCUUUUUGUGAACUGGGACUGACUGAAGAUCAGAAUGUUUUACAGAAAUCUGGAGAGAGAGGAGUUGGGAUUCAAAAAGAAGCUGCAGGGAAACAGAGACAAAUCUUAACAAGUUGGAACACUUUGUAAAUGUUCAUCAAAUCACAUUUAAAAAGACAAGCGAGAUGAGAAGUGAAGACCAAUUAAGGUUUUUUCUUUUUUAAAGAAAGACUGGAUAAAAUCGAGCCCUGCUGAUGGUACUGUUCAAGGAGUCAUCUCUCUUGUUUAUAAUGACUGAGGAAAUUAGUGGAGCCUACAAACUGGUGAUCUAUUUAUCACAAACCAGCUUGCUGUUUGGUCGUCUGCCAGUUGUCUGUUGCUGCAGCUGAUAAAGACAUCUCGGGAGGCAGAUCAAGAGGAAGAAAUGUGUUGUGAAUCUCUACAUUUAUAUUAUGAAAUCACAAGAUAAAUGAUAAAAUCCCACUGCGAUUUUACUACAUAUUAAAAUCUACACACUUUACACUUCACUAGAAUUGUCAGUUUGGAGGUCUGUUAGAUUUCAUUUUAGGUUUUUCUUUCUUUCUAUGUGGGAUUUUUUGCUUGUGGUUUUUAGCUGCUCUGUGUAAAGGACGGGGGUAGAGAAGUGUAACUGGGCUCUCUGCAAAACACCAAACUGCCUUACAUCAAAUACAAAUUCUGUCUUACAACUACCUGUUUGUCUGUAAAGGAGGUUGCACACUAUUGAUGAGGAAAAGAGAGGAAACAUUCUCAUCUUUUUCUUACUUUUUUUGUGUCCUCCAACUGCCAGGGGGCCUGACUUCAGUGCAAUAGAUAAAACAAAGUCUCACCUCUGUGGGCGCCUUUUCUCCCCUGUAUUUCAUCUUUUCUUCCUGCGUAAUUUAAACAAGAAUUUGGCCAUUGGAUUACAGUUUGGAAAGCCAGAGCCUCCUAUGUUGAGCAGCAGACCACCCUAUUACACUCUCUGCCUUCCAAGAGGAUUCUCUUCUGAUUGAACAGUCAAAUGGUACUGUCCUAUCUGCCACCAUGACGGUGGCCUUAAAACGGGUAGAACAAGACAAUAAUUGUAUUGGAUGUCCUCACAAUUAAAGACUCAAUAUAACCUGUUUUGGAUUGUCCCCCUACCAAAAAUAACACUAAAGUUGGGUUUGAUUAAACCUAUAUGCUUUGUGUAUCUAUAAACGUAUGAAUUAUCAACAAAUCUGUUGGCGGUUGCUGACCCUGUGUUGAGCUCUUAGUGUGUCUCUGGUGAGCUAGACCGGCUCAGGAAUCUGAACGUGCAGACACCAUUUCCUACACAACUCAAAGACCGUGUUUGAGCAAUGACAGAGAGGUCAUAGCUGUCAAAAUGUGAACAAACAAGUACUAAUAGUACUGUCGCUUAGUUAAAGGCAUAUUCAAGUAAACCGUGUAAUCAGGCUGUAUUAUGUGUCUUCUGUUUUUCUCGUGAGGCGGGGAGCUUGUUCAAGGCCAUCGGUGUGGUAACCUUUGAGUUGGCUGUAUGGCAUCACGAGGAUUGAAACGACCUGCUCCGCCCUCGCAUGCAGAUCUUGGCAUGAGAGAGCACGUCUGAAGAAGGAGUGCUGUGCCCCCUGAUUGUGAGCGUUCUCGCUUUCUUCCAAUGCUUUUUGAAGAGUGCAAAGGGAUUUUUUUUUUUCCGUUGUUGUUCUCCCUUUCAGAGAGCCAGACCCAAAAGGAAGUGAUAACCUAGACCUCUGGGUCCCCUGCUCUCUCCCACCCACAGAGCACCUGUACCUGCAGGCAUUUUCUGAACAGGUGUACCCACCUGCCAGGCACCACUGCUAAACCAGCUGUCAUUAUGUGUGUCAAAACCAGAGUUCAGGGAAUAACCGAAGGGAACAGAGCCAUUUAUAAACUGCUUGCAGACUGUUUCAAAGGGUGUGGUAGCUGUACAAUGUAAAUAAGCCCCCAGCAGAUCCCCCUCACCUGUGCUUCAUGCAUGUGUGACUCAAACUGGGACAAACAUGUUUUAUAGACCACAAAUGUCAGGUAAGUAAAGUUUGAGCUACUCUUGAGAUAUAAUUUCCAUACAAAUGUGCUGUAUUGUUGGUAUUUCUCUUCAAAUGCCUAUUGGAAAACUUAACUAGUCAGUCGGGAAUUCAGUUCCCUCAAGUAGGGCCUGUCUACAUGUGAUUUCUUGUGGAACGUGUCUGGGUGUAUAGAAUUUAAAAAAAUUAUAUAUUGUAAAAUAAAAGAGAUGCAGGCAGAAACCUACACAAUAUCACAGAAACCAGGAGCAUUGAUCAAAUACAUUGUUAGAAAUUUAGCACUGGUCCUAUCUGGUGUUUAGUUAUACUACAGCUGACUGUUAACAAUGUGUGUGGUAUUCAUACCUCAGUCAGCCAUGUCAAAGCCCAAAGAACUUGAUUUCAUUUUACUCUUUCCAUUGAGGUUGUGGUAUAUAACGAGAUGGAACCUGAAUGCCUCUGUGUGUAUAACUGAUGAGGGUCUUUGUUCUGAUGAGAGAAAUGAUGACAUAUAUGCUUUUAUUUUUUGGGUGGGGGGGUCAGGGUUCUUGUUUGUACUUUUGGGUGAUGAUGUUUAUGUUAUAGCACAUCUGUGCAGUAAGUGCUUGCAAACAUGAACCCUUUGAUUGUACAGUAGUUUCCUUCCUGUCGCAGCAGGUGGUACAGCCCAUCAGGACACUUGGCCUCAUGGUUUUCCCUGUCCUAGUCAUGAGGGAACACAGUCCUGCAACUUUUGUUUGGGUUUUAUUUUGGGACUUGAUAAGAGUUUAUUUGUUUGAAAAUAAAAUAUGUGACUCAGUUAUGA
Messenger RNA from Scatophagus argus, 6253 nucleotides. It is a transcript of the gene dlg3, whose product is annotated as discs, large homolog 3 (Drosophila). Gene Ontology annotation, biological process: chemical synaptic transmission. Lineage: Eukaryota; Metazoa; Chordata; Actinopteri; Scatophagidae. Gene Ontology annotation, cellular component: neuromuscular junction; postsynaptic density membrane; neuron projection. The transcript has 25 exons. Gene Ontology annotation, molecular function: kinase binding. The record is from RefSeq and is a predicted model, not a curated record. The coding region runs from base 461 to 3178 and encodes 905 amino acids.